Molecule: messenger RNA, 3090 nt
Organism: Carya illinoinensis
Lineage: Eukaryota; Viridiplantae; Streptophyta; Magnoliopsida; Fagales; Juglandaceae
Product: pentatricopeptide repeat-containing protein At1g09220, mitochondrial-like
Exons: 2
Coding region: 354-1823 (489 amino acids)
Biological process (GO): RNA modification
Molecular function (GO): protein binding; RNA binding
Source: RefSeq, a predicted model, not a curated record
AGGCACUGGCGCGAGAUCAUAUUCCUCGAGCGCCCAAUCGCAACCAUCACCUCAACCACGCCAUAAAACGCAAACACCGGAUGGCAUACUUUCUGCAUCCGUUUAAGAACCAAAAGAAAGAAAGUAUAUAGUUCAACGCCUUGGAAGAUAAAGCUAUUGAAGUUGAUGGAGUACAUAGGGCUUGUCGGAUCAGAUUUAUGAUGACCAAGCAAGUAAUUAUGGGCCGAAGUAGACAGACAAUGAAGCAACUACCAUGCAAGGCACACUAAACGGUGCAUAUAUAUAUCUUUUGUAUAGACAAUGAGAGAAAUGAUCUUGCAUGGUAUAAAAAUUCUGCUACAACUGAAAGCAGUAUGCUGAGUUCGAGGAGGAGAGUGCCGCAUCUUCACUUGAUAGCCAAAGGGCUGUCCUGUUCUUGCUCCUCUUCCUUACACCAUGCCAACCAUCUCUGGCCUAAUACACCACAACAACAGCAACUACUAAAGCAGUUGGUCUCUCUCUUACAAAAACACUCAUCGAGCCGCCAAGCCACCCAACAAAUCCACUCUCACUUCAUUACCUCUGGCUUUCUACACAGCCAACAGUCCACAUCCUAUAUCCUUCUCCUUGUUAACACUCUGCUUCGCUGCUAUUCCCUUGGCCAUUUCCCUCUAGAAGCUCUCCUGCUUUACAUAAACCUCAACUGUCUUUACUUUGACAGCUUCACCUUCACUUUCCUACUCCAUACCUGUGCUAACUUACACCCUAUCUUCUCAGGACUUCAACUCCAUGCUCUCGUCAUCAAAGUUGGUUUUCAGUCCCAAGUUUAUGUCCAAACUGCUUUGGUAUAUGCAUAUGCAGUUUGUGGGUCUUUACUUGAAGCCAUGCAUGUGUUUCACAAAAUGCCUGAGAGGAACACCGUAACCUGGAAUGUCAUGAUCUCCGGUUUGGCGAAAUGGGGUCAUCUCCAACUUUCUCGUUCUCUCUUUGAUCAGAUGCCGAAUUGGACUGUUGUGUCAUGGACCGCUAUCAUUGAUGGGUACACACGCAUGAAUCGGCCCGUUGAAGCUUUGUCUUUAUUUCGAAGAAUGGUUAUUUAUGAAGGUAUAAAACCCAGUGAAAUAUCUCUCCUUGCCAUUUUUCCGGCUAUAUCAAUUAUGGAGGCCCUUAAAAUCUGCCAAUCAGUUCACGCUUAUGCGGAGAAAAGAGGAUUUAAUAUAUCUAACAUAGACUCGUAUGCAAAAUGUGGAUGCAUAAAGAGUGCAUCAAGAUUGUUCGAGCAUACAUCUGCCCAGAGGAAAAAUCUAGUGUCUUGGACAUCCAUAAUAUCUAGUUUUGCAAUGCAUGGCAUGGGAAAAGAAGCUAUGGAGAGUUUCGAAAGGAUGGAGGAAGUUGGAAUGAAGCCUAAUCGGGUAACUUUCUUGAGUCUUUUAAAUGCCUGUAGUCAUGGUGGACUGGUCGAGGAGGGGCUAAAAUUUCUGAACAAGAUGCUAAAUAGUUAUCAAAUUGUGCCAGAUAUCAAGCACUAUGGGUGUUUAAUAGAUAUGUUGGGGAGAGCAGGGAGGUUAGAAGAAGCAGAGAAGAUGGCAUUGGGGAUACCUGUCGAGAUUCUUAAUGUGGUGAUUUGGAGGACACUUUUGGGUGCUUGUAGCUUUCACGAUAAUGUUGAGAUGGGUGAGAGAGUCACCGGCAAGAUAUUGGAGAUGGAAAGAGAAUAUGGAGGGGAUUAUGUGCUCAUGUCCAAUAUCUUUGCAGGUGUGGGGAUGUUUGGAGAUGCUGAGAGGCUGAGAAAAUUGAUGGAUAAGAGAAAUAUCUUCAAAGUUCCAGGCCGCAGUUUUGUCUGACUGAAGUUGAAUAUGUGGGGAUGUUUAGAGAUGCUGAGAAGCUGAGAAAAUCAAUGGAUAAGUGGAAUAUCUUCAAUAUUCCCAGCCACUGUUUGGUCUAACUGAAGUUAAAGAUGGAUGAUCAUGUAUAGACAGAUAUCUCAUCCGGAGUGCUUUUGUGUCGGUGUAGACUGCCUCUCAUGUUAACCUUCUCUUUUCGAUUGGGUUAAUUUUGGGAAUCUGCAUAAAAAAAGAGUAGUGUUAUGAUUUUAUUUGCAGCAUGUAUUGGAUUUCUGCAAGAAGCGGCAACCAAAAGGGCCUCACUCCUGGACUUGCUGAGGUUGAACUCUUUCAGAGGGAAUGUAUUUGAUUGUUCUUCCCUUCCACUUUCAUGGAUCGCUUUUAUUUUGUCUGGCUAUGGUGAGAACAAGUUCAAGGAUGACCCAUAGCUCAAGCAACAAUACCAGAAGAACGUUUCCCAAAAUAAUUACAUGUGCUACAACACUAGCAAUCUAGUCCUAGUAACCAAUACCAAUUCCCAUUUUAUAUCUUCAAAUCACAACCUAAAAAUCCCACUUUCUGCUUUGAGGCAGGAACUUGACAGUGCCCCCAUCCUUUUUUACUCUUCCCAGUAUUUUGGAAAAUCAAUCUUGCCUUUGAUCCGGGAAGUUAUUCAACGCUGUAAGUGGGUUAUAAAAGAAGGGCAAGUCAUUUUCCUGUUUGAGGAUUGGUUUAGAAAAAUAAUUUUAGCUGAAAAGGCAGAGUUAAUCCAGCCGAGGGAUCUUAAAGUUGCUGAUAUGACAUCUUUGGUUGGAAUAUGGACUGGCUGCUAGAUUAUUCUGUGCCUGGAGUUAGCUGAAUAAUUCAGUGGUUCCCUUUUGAUCUAGUACUCCACUAUCCCUUCUUUUCAGCUGCAAUCCUCCGUUGAGUGUAGUGCCUCCUUUGUGUGGAACUAGCUUUUGUUAGGUCAUGCAAUCUGUUUUUGGAGAGCGGUAACUCGAUUCCAUAGAUGAUGCCAACUGUUGAUCCAAUUUUCCAAUGGACAACAUAGUCAAAUGACCCAUAAUAGAGUACUUGGACGUUGAUAUGGUGCUCAGGUAGCUAGAGAGAGAGAGAGAGAGAGAGAGAGAGUGUCCCAAUAGAGAGAAUAGACUUUUAUGUUUGUAGUGGUUCCCUCCUUUUUCUAGAGGUCUUAUUCCUUCUUUGAAAAGGCUAAGCCUUGGUUUUUCACUUUUUUGCAUGCCAGUCAACCUCUUUUGGUUUUGUCUCUUCAUUUUAUUUCUGAUAA